Messenger RNA from Ochotona princeps (American pika), 613 nucleotides. It is a transcript of the gene TRAPPC2L, whose product is annotated as trafficking protein particle complex subunit 2L. NCBI's taxonomy places the organism in Eukaryota, Metazoa, Chordata, Mammalia, Lagomorpha, Ochotonidae. The transcript is spliced from 5 exons. The record is from RefSeq and is a predicted model, not a curated record. Bases 81 to 500 code for a protein of 139 amino acids. Gene Ontology annotation, cellular component: nucleus; TRAPP complex; cytoplasm. Gene Ontology annotation, biological process: endoplasmic reticulum to Golgi vesicle-mediated transport.
CGACAGCGGGGCGGGGCCCGAGCGCACGGGCGCGUAACGGCGCAGGUCACGUGACACGGCCGAGGCGCUUGGCCUCCAAGAUGGCGGUGUGCAUUGCGGUGAUCGCCAAGGAGAAUUACCCCCUGUACAUCCGCAGCACCCCCACGGACAGCGAGCUCAAAUUCCACUACAUGGUGCACACGUCCCUGGACGUGGUCGACGAGAAGAUCUCGGCCAUGGGGAAGGCCCUAGUGGACCAGCGGGAGCUUUACCUGGGCCUGCUCUAUCCCACAGAGGACUACAAGGUGUAUGGCUACGUGACCAAUUCCAAGGUCAGGUUCGUCAUGGUGGUUGACUCUUCCAACACUGCCCUUCGAGACAACGAGAUUCGCAGUAUGUUCCGGAAGCUGCACAGCUCGUACACGGAUGUGAUGUGCAACCCCUUCUAUAACCCUGGGGACCGGAUCCAAUCCAGGGUCUUUGACAACAUGGUGAGCUCCAUGAUGGUGCAAGUAUGCUGAGACUCUGUGGCACUGCUCAGGAGAACAGCUGGGCUGGCUGCCUCUCCCCACAUGUGUGCGGGCUGCGUGCUGGCUCCCCGACGCCUCUCCCUGACUGUGCGGGCUGCGUGCUG